AUGCAACAAGCUAGUCCUUUAGCAUGGAAUACAUUUGAUACGAGUAAUGUUCACAACGGCAUUGAAUUACAACAACGACAAGAAUAUCAACAACAAAGACUGUUGAACAGUAUUCAAUCAUUGUAUAACCAUAGUAAUAAUAAUAAUAAUAAUAAUAAUAAUAAUAAUAAUAAUAAUGCUAUGGAAUUGGAUUCAUUUCAAUCAAAUACAUCAACUAUGGAUAUUGACAAUCAUAUGUCUGCAUUACCGUUUAAUCAAUUCAUCAGUAAUAUACCGAAUUUAUUGAAUACUAUCAGUAAUAAUAAUAAUAAUAAUAAUUUGGAAAGAAAUAUCAUGCCAUCUUUAACUAUGACAUCGUUAUCCACAUCACCUUCAACGGUAUACACAUCGCCAUCGUCAACAACAACAUCGUCCUCUUCUACAAUCAACACUGCAAUUCCAUCGAUGUCAAUGAAUCCACACAGUACAGCCAGUAGUACAGCAGCAGCAGCGGCUGCUGUAGCUGCAGCCGCUGCAUGGUAUCCUUUAAGUUUAGCAAUGGAUGAAAUGGCUCAAAGUUUAAGUGAGUAA
Messenger RNA from Schistosoma turkestanicum, 570 nucleotides. The record is from the annotation of a GenBank genome assembly. Lineage: Eukaryota; Metazoa; Platyhelminthes; Trematoda; Strigeidida; Schistosomatidae.